Cheilinus undulatus (humphead wrasse) is the source of this 2930-nucleotide messenger RNA. It is a transcript of the gene gsdf, whose product is annotated as gonadal somatic cell derived factor. Gene Ontology annotation, molecular function: cytokine activity; growth factor activity. Gene Ontology annotation, cellular component: extracellular region. Lineage: Eukaryota; Metazoa; Chordata; Actinopteri; Labriformes; Labridae. Gene Ontology annotation, biological process: SMAD protein signal transduction; BMP signaling pathway. The record is from RefSeq and is a predicted model, not a curated record. The coding region runs from base 161 to 805 and encodes 214 amino acids. The transcript is spliced from 5 exons.
AAGCCCUGACAAACAGUACCUUGUGCAGCAUCACUGACUUGUCACUUGUAUCUCUUCCUGCUCCUCCAACCAGAGACACACUACCAUCUGCACCCUUCGUCCCCUGCGGUUCUAACGCUGCAUUAGUUGAUCUACAGCUUGGCCAUCCACCUCGUGCACCAUGUCCUGCGCGUUUGUUGUCAUGACAAUGCUUCUGGGCUCUUCAAUGGUGAUUGCAUUUGUCUUGCAGUCAUCUAAGGAGGAACCUGCAGCCUCUGCAAACUCUCCUGUUUCCCAUCACAGGUGCCAGGGUGAGUCGUUGCAGUCCAUCAGGAAGAGCCUCCUCAGAGCCCUCAACCUGCAGAUUGAACCACGGCUCCCCAACGCUGGGUUGGACCACGUCAGAGAGCAAUGGAGGACCACUUUCAGCAAUAUGGCUCACAGAGAAAGGGAUGCUGCAGCUCCAGCUGUUUCUGGCAGCUCUGAUUGUGGAAACAGCACAAGCAUGAGGUGCUGUUCCAUGGCCUCUGAGGUCUACAUGAAAGAUCUUGGAUGGGACAGCUGGGUGAUCCUCCCUGUCAGCGUUACCAUUGUCCGAUGUGCACUCUGCAGCCCUGAAGGGCACAUUGUGCAGUGCCCAUCACCCCUCUCUGGUGUCCAGGAUGCAGACUCACAGGUCCAGGCGCCAUACUGCCAGCCAACCUCAGAGGAAAAAGUGCACGUCAUUUACGUGGAUGAAUCCGGCACUGUGGUCCUCUCCUCCAUGCAGCUAACCAGCAGCUGCGGCUGUGGGCGCGCCGACCUCCUGCAGCCCAGCGGAGAGUAAAGUUUGAUUUAUAGUCCUUAGUAUGUGACACCCUGCAGACUCAAACAACAUCAUAUGUGAGCCUAUUGUUCUCUCCAGUAGAUGCUGAUUUUGUCAUUGGCUAUUUCUCUUUAUGCAAGGUGUUAUCUUAGAUCCUUUCUGUGUGGGUUCAACACUGAGCAUGGGAACUAAAUCAGAUUUUUGUAAGAACUUAGUUUUGCAUUCCUGUCUCUCUGUUUAGCUGGAAAGAAUGAUUGAAAGAACCAGAACAGGAACCUUCUUAAAUUAGUCUUAAAAUUGUACUUGUAUGACAUUAUUCAUCUUAUUUAUGAACAAUUAACCUGAGUGUAUAAUCUUAAUUUUUGUGCUGUUGUAGUCCAUAGUAAAUCACCAAAAAAAUUAAGCUUUUAAGGACUUUUCAAAACAAUAAACAAGAAAAAAUUCUGUGAAAAAGUUUAUUUCUUUUUCACCAAGAGACUGAUAUGAUGUGAAGCAGACACUAGUCUGAUUUUGGUGCCAGUUUAUUUCUAAAUAAAUCUCAUGAGUACAGAGUGCUAUUUAAAGCUACUUAAUGUUACGGAGCGUUCCCUUCAAAAAUGUGAGACUGUUCAGAGCCAAAUCCUCUCACAGGCCAGUUAAUAAACCAUCGCUUGCUCUUAUGGAUGAAACUGUCAGACCAAGGUCAAAGAAAAGAUAUUUUUGUUAAUUUUACUACCGAAUUAUGACUUUGUCCAAAGGAAUAAGUGUAGAUUGUUUCCAGAAGAUAAACUGUCUGACCCUUAAAUGUAAUAUUCUCUGAGUAUUUCUGUGCUUUCCCAUACACAUCCACUUGCCAUGCUCCAUUUUUAACCGUUUCUAUGGCAGAGAGCUAAAAGAAAUAACACUAGUGUGCAACUGCAAAACAUUUACCUUUAAUAUGCUGCAUAUAACAUAUUUUUUGUUAUAGAAGAGAUCAUCCUUUAACACUUUAAAGAACAUCACUUUAAAAUAAGUUGUGAUUUAGGACAUAAAUCAAGAAAAAUAAAUUAUCAAUUUCCUUUGACAUACAGCACAUUUGAGUGCUAAUGGGACCUUAUUUUAACCUUUUCACUACAACUAACUGAAAAGAUUUGUAUUUUUAUUUUAUGAGAAUUUCAGUAUCUCUUUGAAAUUUCUUCUUUUAGAUUAAGCAGUGUCACAUAAGAAGUGAUGUUGAUUGAAUAUUGUCACUGCAGUGAUUUGUUUGUAGGCAGGAGGGUGAGUGCCAGAGAUAAACACAACAGUUACAAUAUCCAAUACAACAACUUGAAGAACCCGAAAACACUAAUUAUUUUUUAACUUCACCAACGUAGUCUGAAAUCAGAGCAGGCAACCCAAACAUUGCAUGGCACUCUUGGUACUCCAUAACAAUUGGUAUCACAGAACAGGAGGUCAAUUACCCCUAGUUUAAGGCAGUACAGAAAAAACAAAAUGAAACUAAAAUGGUCUUAAAUGCAAAACAGGUUAAGUUUAAAACGUGAAGAGGGGGGUAACUUAACAACUUAAAACCUUAUAUCAUUUUACAGCCCUGAUUCAAAGAGAUACAACUUAUCCUGAAAGCAGUGAAAUUAGAGUCUUUUGUGUGAUUUUUGCUGAAAAGAAAAACACAGUCAGUUGUAAAUGUAGACCAUAUUAGAAAUAUUUUAGAAUUCCUGUCUGAGGUGUAGUCAUACAUAUUGUGAAAGUUGCUCUUCUCUUAUAUCAUCACUGAUGAAUGUUGCUUGUCCAAUCAGAUUACUUUGCCAAAACUAACUGUUGUAUAAUCACUCAUAUUGAAGAAUGUGUUUUAUUUUUACACAUUUUUUGUUCGACUUUAAAUAGAAUGUGUUUCUUUGAUUGCGGUUCUCAGUUACAUUUUUAAAGUACAAUAGCAUAUAUUUGAGUUUAUUUUUCUUUCUUUUGUUUUGAUUCUAAAAUAGUCUAUUUGCAAAGUUACCUCACUCUUCUCUUUUUUAGCUGUAUCCCACAGACACACUCUGGCGCUUAAUAUAUAACCUCAUUUAUAUAUUUACAUCAAUGCAUAAUGUUUUAUCCGGGUUAUGAGCCUGCUGUAAUCCGUUUUAUCCUUUGUACUCAUUUACUGAUUUUUUGCUUAGAAAAAUUCUUCAAUAAAAAUGACUCAAGUCAA